GCGCGAUUCAAAAAACUCAUUUAAAUAGUGCGCUGAAAAUUAAUCGGCAUCGAGUCGGUGAAAGAAUUGAUAAGACGAUCAGCGAACGAGGUGUUAAGUGUCUAGGUGUCCAGGUGUUUAGGUGUCAUUGUUACUGCGAAAAACAGCAAGCUGGAUCAACAACAAGAAUCCGCCGUGGAUCUCUCCCCAGAUUCUGCGGGGGGAUCUGCGAAUCGAAGAGAUCGUAGACCACGUCGUCAACAUAAUAGCUUAAGCUAUCGUUACAAUAAUUUGACAGCCAGAAGAUACGACAGCUUAAACGGCAACGACCCUAGGCCGGGUACGAGUUCAACUAGACAACAAGGUACGAUGCCGCGGAAUGAACCACGACAGGCGGGCAAGCGACCGGUGAAGACUCUCACGCCCCCAGAAAAAGUAGACGCCAUUAAUAGGGUACAUAAUGGUGAAUCUAAGGCCGCUGUGGCACGCGACAUCGGCGUGCCAGAGUCCACCCUCAGAGGAUGGUGUAAGUCGGAACAAAAAAUAAUAUCCCAAGUUACCAACAUAAGAGGUUCGGGAACGUCAAUGCCAGGAACGUCAAUGCCAGGAACGUCAAUGCCAGGAACGUCAAUGCCAGGACCAUCCUUGGCAGGACCAUCCUUAGCAGGACCAUCAUUGGCAGGUUACGAGCACAUUCUGACAUCGAGUUCGGAUAAUAGUAAUAGUGUGGGAGCGAUUUCUUCGUCAAGAUCGACACCAACCGCCCAAGCCAUGAUGUUGGGAUUAGGAUCGAGUUCUUCUGGAGUUACAGAGAAAGCUGAGGAGUUUGAAGCCGGCCCGUCCCACAAAAGAAUAAAAAUCGAGAAUAGUUCUGCCAGCAACAUGAUGUCCAAUAAUAUCUCGUCAUUGGCUCGAGCACCAAUGGCCAAUGAUACCUUAAUUAAUCCAUAUUUAUACAAUAUGAUGGAUCCAACCAAGGCCUUAAAUUUUUUAAACACAUUUAUGAAGCCUUCAGAUACAUUUCUUUCUUUUCCCGCAUACUCGUCUCCAGCAAAUCUUCUUACCGAUGGUUUGCUGUCUGGGAACAAUGGCACGGUGACCAAAAUGACGAUAGCGAAUAUGAUAAACCAACAGCAACAACAAUUGCAACAACAACAGCAACAACUACAACAGCAACAACAACAACAACAACAAGCUAACAACACGUUAAUUAACGGGAAUAAAAGGAAACAUUGCGCCCCAGGACCAUCAACCAUGGACAUCCCAAAAAUAUCAUUGAGGACACUCAACAAUCGAUCACCGAUUGCGGAAAAAUCGUCCAGGAGCAUCUCUCAACCGAACUAUGAAAUCUCCAUGCCAUCAACGUCAGCGACCAGGGGCAGUGAUUCAGUCAUAUACGUUCCACAAUCAAAAACAUCCAAAAACGGUAAAAAUCUUACUAAUAUAAUAGAAAGUCUUCACCAUCCAUAUGUACCGUCUCCGAAUAGCGUAAAAGGAGUGCUAUUUAAUACUGUGAAUAAUAAUAAUAACGAUGACGAUAUGGACAACGAGACUGCGAGAAAAAAUUAUCCCGAUGUCUUGCCACCGGGAUUUAAUGACACGGUGGAGAAUGUCAAAAAAUUGUUAGAGUGGUUGCAUCAUUACGGUUCGCCUGUAUGUACAAUGAAACAAGUGGGUCACAUACAACGUAUUUUGACACGUCUACAAGAUUGGGUUGAUAAGAAGUCAAAAACGGAACUUCCCCAAAGAAUUAACGGUAUGAGCUAG
This is a messenger RNA of Mycetomoellerius zeteki, 1746 nucleotides long. RefSeq lists its product as uncharacterized. Lineage: Eukaryota; Metazoa; Arthropoda; Insecta; Hymenoptera; Formicidae. Gene Ontology annotation, molecular function: DNA binding. The transcript has a single exon. The record is from RefSeq and is a predicted model, not a curated record. Bases 349 to 1746 code for a protein of 465 amino acids.